GUUUAUGCUAAAGAAAAUGAAUUGGUCAAAACACAAGAGGUCUCAAUACAAGCUUUAGCUAAAGAUAAUAUUGUAAAGUUCACAAAUCCUUAUAAAGUAACUGGCAAAGAAGAUUUAAAGAAACAAGCUAUUUUAGUGAAA
Dentiscutata heterogama is the source of this 141-nucleotide messenger RNA. The record is from the annotation of a GenBank genome assembly. Lineage: Eukaryota; Fungi; Glomeromycota; Glomeromycetes; Diversisporales; Gigasporaceae.